Messenger RNA from Ahaetulla prasina, 2581 nucleotides. RefSeq lists its product as uncharacterized. The transcript is spliced from 2 exons. NCBI's taxonomy places the organism in Eukaryota, Metazoa, Chordata, Lepidosauria, Squamata, Colubridae. The record is from RefSeq and is a predicted model, not a curated record. Bases 334 to 1248 code for a protein of 304 amino acids.
UCCUGUUUUUAUCAGGAAAAAGGAGUGGGAAUGUCGCUUCUGCUCAAAAGGACUUAUUAAAUUGAUUGAUUUUCUAAGCAGACGGGAAUUUCACAAGCGUUCGAUCUUUGAUGUAGAAUCAGCACGGCAAGUACCGACUCCCUUUUUGAAACUUGAAACCUUUCUUUGUCUUUGAUUAAUUGACUUUUAAAAUGGCGUCUGAAAGUGAAAGUAAAAAUUUUUUAGUACGAUGAAGUAGCGUUAUUUGUGGAUUGUUACAAACGGAGUUUUUUUAUACUGAAAGGAGGGAAGGAAAGUUAUUAAGUUUGAAUUCCUGAUUCUUUUGAAGACAGAAUGGCAGCUAAACCUUUAAAGCCUUCUGGAAGAAGGGGAUCUGAACCAAGUCUUGAGGAAAUAUUGAAAGAACAAUUAAAACUUUCUGAAGAUAGGCAAAAAGAGAUGAUGGAGAAUUUUAAUGCAAAAAUAAGAGAAGAUAUUCUCAUGGCAGUUCAAGGACUGAGUAAAAAAAUUGAGGGAUUGGAAGUGGAAAUGCAACAGAUCUCUCAGUCAAAUAAGCAUUUAGAAGACAAAAUGAAAGGUGUUCAGAAAAAAGUGGAUCAAAAUGAAGAUCAGGUUGUGAUAUUACAAUAUAAACUUAUGGAAGGAGCUCUUAGAAUUCGUGGUAUGCAAGAAGAGCGAGGAGAAGACUUAAGAAAAAUUAGAUCAGAAGCAUUGGCUGAAUUUAUUGAAGUGGAACCCCAAGAGGUAGCUUACCAAAUUGAUAAAAUAUAUAGAGUUAAUUCCUGGAUUGCAAGACAGAGAAAGCUUCCUCGGGACAUUGUGGUUUAUUUUGUGAAAAGGACUAUGAGAAAUCAGAUUCUGCAAGUUUCAUAUCAGACAACUUUAAAAAUUGGAGAACAGGAGCUGAAGGUGUUGAAAGAGAUUCCUUCAAAGAUGUUAAGAGAUAGGAAGGAAUUUGCUUUUUUUACACAAGAACUUAAAAAACAUCAGAUUCAAUUCAGAUGGGAGGUGCCAGUUGGACUGACAGUAUUCUAUCAAGGAAGGAGAUAUAGAAUUGACACUGUUUUAAAGGCAAAGGAUUUUCUUUCUACAGUUUUGAAAGUUGAAAUAGAAGUGAUAGAAAAACUUCAAGAGAUUCAAGAAGGUGUGGUGAUCCAAGAGCCUGCAUUGCUGCCAGUAUUAGAGGAACCACAAGAGCAAAGGGUGACAAGAGGAGCCCUUAAGCGUAAAGAAGAGCAACAGUCUUAAAGUAAAAGCCAGGAUCCCAGUAUGGAAGCUGUGGGAGGAGCUAGACGGAAGAUACCGGAGGAGGAGCUUCCGUUGUCUGCUUCAAAGCUUCAGGAGGGUGAAGAAAACGAAGAUAUUUCCGAGGUGUUUAACUGACCAUAGCCCAAUAUGGAUGGAAUUAUUACAAGGGAAAAAAGGUGGUAGAACAUGGAGGUUGAAUGAAAAUCUGUUUAGAUAUGAGGAUAAUGUAACUUAUUGUAAGAAACAGUUGAAAGAAUUUUUUGAUAUUAAUAUGUACAAAGGGACACCUAUAGGAACUGUGUGGGAGGCGAGCAAAGCGUUUAUUAGAGGGAUAUUGAUUUACUUGGACAAUAGGCAAAGGAAUAAUAAACAAAGGCAGCGUAGGUACUUGGAAGAAGAAAUUCAAAGGAAGCAACAGUUAUUAAUUCAAAACCCACAAGAUCACAAACUUAAAGAGGCUAUAAAAAUAUUACAGAGUCAAUUUAAUAUGUUAAUGGCAGACCAGGUGGCAACGAAUAUACAAUAUGCUAAACAUAAUACCUUUUGUAAUGCAAAUAAACCUGGGAGAUGGUUGGCAUAUAAUUUAAGGAAGAAACAGAAAGCACGUGUCAUACAAAAAAUAGAAUAUAAAGGUAAAGAGAUAUACCAAAGGGAUAAAAUUAAAAAGGCAUUCUCAGAAUUUUAUACUGCACUAUAUGCAAAAGACAAAAUAUUGAAUAGGGACAUUUAUGAUUAUUUGAAAGAUUAUAAGGUUAAUAUUCUAACAUUAGAACAGAGGGAGGAGCUGAAUCGGCCGAUAGAUACUGGAGAAAUAGUGGAGGCAAUUAAACAAUUAAAAAUGGGGAAAACCCCUGGCACAGAUGGUCUUACAGCAACUUAUAAAAAAACACAGGAUGAAAUAUUAGGCCCACUUAAAGAAUUAUUUAAUCGUAUUUAUUUUAUGAAAAAAAAGUGGAUAGGGCUUUUAAGAAUCUUGUGUUGAGAAGUGCUCUUUUGCGGGUCUGGAAAAAAUAUUCCUAUAAAUUAGAAUACAAGAUUCCUAUAUUGGCGAGCCCUAGACAUGCAAUAGAGAAUAUAAAUAUAGAACAGAAACAGGAAAUGAUUACUUAUAAAGAACUUUUGUAUGCUGAAGGAGGUAGAUUGCAAUUAAAAUCAUUACAGGUAUUAAAUGAAGAAGGGAGGAAUUAUACUUGGUUUCAAUAUGGGCAAAUAAGUGCUAGAUGGAAAGAAGAUCAAAAAAUUGGUAUAAUGCAAAGGGAGGAAAAUUUAAUAAAGCAAAUUAGAAAUCAGACCCAGGAGCAUAUAAACAGAUUGUAUAAUGUGUUGCUUGAAA